UUAGAAAAAGAAGUAUUGUAUUGAAAAAGAAGAGAAAUUUUAGAAAAAAAGGUAUUGUUGGAAAAAGUAAAAGAAUUUAAAGAGAAAAUUAAAUAAAAAGAAGAGAUUGGUCUGAAAAAAAAAAAGAAGUUAAAAAGAAGAUAUUUGAUUGAAAAAAGUGAUAGAAAGUAAAAGAGAUUUGAAAAAAAUAUUGUUGAGUAAAAUUUGAAGAAAAGAAGAUAAAAAUGUCAGGUUCAGAUUUUUCAGCUGAGUUUUUCAGUGACGAAGAAAAUAAGGCAUUUGAUAAGAUUUUGAGACAACUUCGCUCCUUUGAGCGCUCCGUGGCUCAAAGUUUUCGCCACGUGGAAGAAAGAUUAGACUUGAUUGAGAAAAGUGCUAAAAAGAAUAUAGAUGGCCUUACAGAGACUAAAGGCUCAAUAACAAACUUACGUAAAAAUAUUACAGACUUUCAAAAGAGUUUUGAAGAGAAAAUGGAUAAAAUUGUUAAAUUAAGGAAAAUAAGUAAAAAUAAGAAAUUUGAAAAUUUUGAUGAGGAAGAAGACAGUUAUGAAGUCGGUUCGGAUUUAACCAUUCGUGAGGCGAAUGAGACUGAUAAUAAUUAUAUUAGACAUAAUAGAGAAGCUUAUGUUACUGACCCAUUUAUAGGAAAUGGAGUAUUUAUGGUGGGAACAUUUGACGGAAAUCCCACUGUAUCCUUCACUAAGUGGAUAGAGAAAUUUAAGGACGUUUUAUCUUUGAUGAUGGAGCCUACAGAAGCGCAAAAAUUAUUGCGUUUACGCUUUUGCUUGGCGGGUCAAGCACGGAUGGCGUUUGAUGAAUUAAACCCCCAACCUAAUACGUUGGCAGAGGCAAUUACAGCUCUAAGAAGAAAAUUUGAGAACGGCAAUAGUAAAAUAAUUGCUCGUCAAAAAUUAUCAAAUUGUAGACAAGCUCCAGGCGAAUCAGUAUUUGAAUUCGCAAAUCGUCUAUCGGAUACUGUACGCACAGCCCUCUCGGGUGAAGAGGAGGAAACUAUUAAAAAACGUCUUUUAGAUGAAUUUUUGGAUAGACUUUUACCGGAUCUACAGUUCGAGGUCAAGGCCCAAAGGCCGCUUGAAUUUAAUAAUGCCUAUGAAAUAGCUCAGAAUUAUGAACUGCUGCUUGCAGCAAGAAAAGCUAACUAUAAUAAUAUUUCGGUUGCUAGUUUGACAGAAAAAGUAGAGACCCCAACAGUUUGGGAGUUUUGA
This is a messenger RNA of Meloidogyne enterolobii, 1226 nucleotides long. The record is from the annotation of a GenBank genome assembly. Lineage: Eukaryota; Metazoa; Nematoda; Chromadorea; Rhabditida; Meloidogynidae.